Molecule: messenger RNA, 5209 nt
Organism: Cataglyphis hispanica
Lineage: Eukaryota; Metazoa; Arthropoda; Insecta; Hymenoptera; Formicidae
Gene: TTLL5
Product: tubulin polyglutamylase TTLL5
Exons: 15
Coding region: 2906-4993 (695 amino acids)
Biological process (GO): microtubule cytoskeleton organization; protein polyglutamylation
Cellular component (GO): cilium
Molecular function (GO): tubulin-glutamic acid ligase activity; tubulin binding
Source: RefSeq, a predicted model, not a curated record
GGACGAGUGCUCUCGUACCCUGUCGAGUGCUCUCGACGACCGGCGCUGUCCGUGACAAAGAGUGCUCUCUUCGUCGCUUACCUCGCGAUACCGUCGACUUCGAUCGCGCGACAAUCUCCCGGUGAUCUGCGACCGAGAGCCUUUAGGCUCAAUCCAUUGUACGCAUCGCGUCCGUACUUAUUAUUUGUAUAUACCGCGCCUCAGUAAGACUGGCUCGUGCCCGCUUGUGACGCCAGGGACAGCAUCUCUCCAGCGCCUAGUCCUCAGAAUAAGUCGCGAAGCAUGCCGGCCCUUAGUCCUUUUCAGGAUGGGCCGCUGAGCGUGCGCAUCCUCGGCACCAGACAUCACGUCCUGGCACUUGCGUUAUCUCAUAUCUGGACCAGAUUAGGAGUAGCCGAUUCCGUUAGCUGAUUUCGUUUCUUUCGUUACGGGUCGAUCCCGUCUCCUCCAAUUGUAUUCGCGAGUCCUAUGUAUUGGCCGAUUCUGUUGUAGUAUAUAUUCAUGCAAAUAAAUCAUUGUUAUUUGUUGGCCAAAUCGAGUGUGUAAUUUGCGAGCUUGAGUUGAUUCUCUGCCUUCUCCCGAAUUUUGGAACCGACGAGCCGAUCCGUGGCGUCGAGGAAGGUAGAUCGUUACAUCGUUGUUCUUAGUCCUACAGCCUCUGUUGCACUAUUUAUGAUGUUUUCUUUAACUCUUUUCCAUGCUAUCUCAAUGUCGUCUUCCUCCGUAAUUUUAUUGAGGGCAAUUUUUUCCUUCAGUCUUCUUACAUAAAGUUCAAGUCCUUUCCUGUUUCAGGGAUUCCACAUUAAACCUAGAAACGUAGUUAGGCUUCUUCUUUCUUAAUUGUAUUUAUCCUACACGAUACUUGCACAGUACUAGCCUGUGUUGUGUACCGGCAUUUGCGGAGGUUAACGUCCGCAGUCCAAUAUCUGUUUAAGGUGUACGUUCCUGUUGUAAUUACAUAAUCGAUCGUUGACUUCUGUCCCCUGGUGUUUGCAAAUGUGUGUUUGUGCUGGACUUUGUGGUCAAAGUAUGUGUUGUUAAUCCUUAGUUCGUUAUGGGCGCAGUGAUAUCAGCAUGUUCCCAUUUUUGUUCAGCAUUUCUUUGUUGAAUUUAUGCAUUACUCCCGAGAUACUGUUGUUAUCGAUCUUUGAGUUAAAAUCGCCCAUCACGAAUACUCUAUUUUUCGUAGGUAUAAGGUCCAGUGUUUCUUGUAGAGUAUCGAAAAAUCUUUCUGUCUCCUCUUUGGGUCUGGCGCGUAAAUACUCACGAAAUGGGUUCUUUCUUUUCCCAACUGUGCUGUUAUGUACAUUAUGUUGUGAUUGAUGUAUUUCAUUUCAAUGUUUCCGAAGUGGAUCAGUAUGCCUACUCUUGUCUGUGCUCUGGUAUGCUUGUCAACCACGCUGUAGAACAGGAUGUGAUUUUGGUAUCUUAUGUUGCCUCUGCCCUUUUUCUUAGUUUCUGAGAGCAGAUGUCUACUCUAUGUUUUUCCAUUUCCAUGAUGACUUCCUGGUCUUUGUUGUUCCAGAACGUGACAUUCCAACAUCCAAAUCUGGUUAUGUUCCUUUUCCAUUUUCGUUUUUUCCGUUUUCUUGCCAUGUCAUUAGCCUGUAAUGUCCGUCCAGUAUCCGAGGCUAAUGCGGUGGUUCUGUGAGCGUUAUCCUUUUUACGGUGAGUAGGCUGCUAAACCUUGCCCACCAAUCUCCUUCUUUAUCCGGGCUUGGGACUGGCCUUAACGUUCGCCGAGCUGCUCCGCCCAGUUCUCGUUGAGGGCGAAGUUUUGCACGAAUAUCUUUAAUAUUGCUCAUGUACGUGAGGAAAUAAACUUAUCCCCGCUCCGGAGGGGCUCUAUCGCGGCCACUGCAUGCUUGCGCUAGCGUUUCCGGUCCGCGUACGAGCGAAAAGUAUCGCGGCUGUGUUUCUUUUUCCGAAGAAGAGGGGAAAUGUGUAUAAAUAAAUUCUUCGAGACAGGGUAGAAAAAAUUAUUUCCGAGUUCUCCAACAUUUGAAGCAACGUGUAUUGCUAUGCAAAAAGCGCCAUCGUGUAUUAUUCGUGAAAAGUUAUGUCGCGAGUGUGCGAUUCUAAAAAUGUCGGGGCUUAAAAAUAUAUUACGCAAGUGCAUAAUUAUAGGAGCGAAUUCAUCCACGAUAAACAGUGAAUGAUAUUUAUCCUCAUUGUCGGAUGAAUCGUUGGAAAUUAAUUACGUGGUUUUCUGAUCUUUUGCGUGCGCCUGUUCGGACACUGUACUAGCAGCAAUUGUAUAAAUUAGGUUAUUUCAACGAUUUUGACGAAUUGCUACAUAUCGCGAGUGAGAUAGUGGAAAUGCGAGAGGCAUUUAACCAUGACGAGGAGGAUGCAGGAGGGCUUAUAAGCUUCCUGCUAGCGGUAAUCGUUUGACAGGUAAGCAAAAUGUUUUUAUUACUGACUAUAGUACAAUUGUAAUGUAACCGAAUAUAUGAAAUAAUGAUAAAAUUUUCAAAUUUAUCACAUAAUUUAUAGAUCGUAACACUCAAGUGAGUACAAGCGCACAAGAAGCUCCUGCUCAGGCACAGAAAUGUAAGACUGAAGAAGAGCUCGGAACGGAGUCUUGGUAGAGGCGAUGAUAGGCGAAAGAAAAAAAUACCGACCGAUGAACAUGUGACACAGGCUCAAAAUACCGAGGAAAGAAGCAAAGAAAUCGAGUCGAAAAAUCGCGCUUCUAAUCCUUCGCCGAUGACGGAGGAGGCUGAAGAGGAGGAAGAAGAGAUGCCGCUCCAAUGACAACAGCAACAGCACAACAAAUGCAAGAAGUGCAGAAAACAACGAGUGGUUAUUGAAUGGAUCAAAUGGACAUAAGGCACCUGUAUUAUGUUUUAAAUGUUCCGCUUUAGCCACGCCACCAGAAGAUCCACCUGCGAAACAGCUACACAUGACUUAUAAGAUUUUACAAACAGACACUAAACUCAUCAAUCUUCUGUUGCAAUCACAUGGUUUCGUAGAGGUGCCUGUGCAUGAUAUGGAUUUUAAUAUAUUAUGGAUGGGAAAUCAUCCUAAACCAGAUAUUUUGCGGAAUUUAAUGCCUUAUCAAAAAGUGAAUCAUUUUCCUAGAUCUUAUGAAAUCACCCGUAAAGAUCGUCUUUACAAAAACAUCGAAGCUAUGCAGAGGAGUAAAGGACUUCGAAAUUUCGAUUUUAUACCUCAGACUUUUCUACUGCCUACUGAAGCCAAAGAAUUGAUUUCAGCGCAUUUCAGAUAUAGAGGUCUAUGGAUUGUUAAGCCUAAAGCCAGUUCACGAGGCCGUGGUAUUUACAUUAUUAAUAAUCCUGAGAAGAUCUUGACGGAUGAAUCGGUUAUUGUGGCACAAUACAUAAAUAACCCGCUUUUAGUUGAUGGACACAAGUGCGAUUUGCGUCUCUAUGUAGCCGUAACAAGUUACAAUCCUCUAUUAAUUUAUUUGUAUGAGGAAGGUUUAGUGAGAUUUGCAGCUGUUAAAUAUGACGGCGGAAACCAAUACAUCUGGAAUCCUUGCAUGCAUCUUUGCAAUUAUAGUAUAAACAAAUUUCACGUGGAUUACGUAAAGAGUGAAGAUCCUGACGCCGAAAAUGUAGGACACAAGUGGACAUUGUCAGCAUUGCUAAGACAUCUGCGUUCAAUGGGUCAAGACACAGAAUCACUAAUGCAGCGAAUAGAAGAUAUUAUUAUAAAGUCAAUCCUUGCUACUGCAUCUGGAAUUGUCAGUGGUUUAAAGCAAUUCGUGAAACAUCCUGAUACAUGUUUUGAACUCUUUGGCUUUGAUAUACUAAUCGAUGAUACACUGAAGCCAUGGUUACUGGAAGUAAAUUUAACUCCUUCAUUGGGAUGCGAUUCACCAUUAGAUGUUAGACUUAAAUCAGCUUUAAUAGCAGAUUUGUUUACUCUUAUCGGCAUACCUGCUGUUGAUCCAAUUCUACGUUCUCAAAAUUUAAAUCGUGCUACCGUUAAUUCCAAUAAAAAGGUUAAUUAUAGAAGAGUACAGUCUGCAGAAAUAUUACCUCAGGAAAAAAAGAAACAUAUUAAUAGAAACAAAAAUAAAGGUCUAAGUUCAGAGCAACAACGAAUAGUAGCGUCUGCAAAAGCACAAUUUGAGAGAAGAGGUGGAUUUGUUAGAAUAUUUCCAAGUCCAAAAUCUUGGGAACUUUACUCGCAAUAUUUGGAUCCAAUUACAGGUAUACCAAUUAUAUCGGAUCCGCUUGGCCCAAGGAAAUUACCUCAACAUGAUAAUACAAAUCAUAAUCUAGUGUUACAUGAACAAUUAUUUCCUGUUGCUAACCGUAAUACAGGUUAUAUUAUUCCAGAGAUAACAUUAGACAGGUUAUCUAGAUAUGAACGAUACGAAAGAGCAUUGGUAAAAGGUCACAAACAAACUUUGGCUAGAAGAAAUAAUAAAGAAAAUUUGAGUACAGAUAUACACAAAUAUAAAAGCCAAGUAAUACAAUCAAUGCAAGAAGGCAACAAACUCAGUCCUGGUGAAGCGAGGAAAGCUUUUGGUUUAUAUUUAGGCUACAUAUUACGAAAAAUAUCACAGCCUAAUGCAGACCCGGCAUAUUGUGAUCUUAUUAUGAAAUUUCUCCAACAUUCGUCAUGCAAUUUGAGGACGCCAUUUCUAUUUACAUUACCAUGCAAUAAAUUGAGUAUGAAGGAUCGAGCUGCCAUUACCGCAAAACAACUUUCCGAUUUUCUGCAUCUAUAUAACAGAGAAACGGAUCUUUAUGAAGAUACAGUAGAUCGGCCUCGUACUGUUUCCAAUAAAGUCUUUCAGAAGUUUUUAGCCGCAGCAAGCGAACAAGAUCUCGAUGAUGUGCUAAUUCUGCAAACUCGCCUUUACAAAUGUACUCACAGUUUCUUAGGAAAAAGCGGUUUUGUUGGUACUCUAAAGGGCGCUAAUCUUCUUGGAUCUCUACCUCAUAUUACAUCUCGAAUAUAUUCCAAUGUUGCUGCAACAGGGCAGUGUAGAUGUAACAAUUCAAUUAAUAGAUAAUUAUUAUAUUGUAGAAUUUAUUACAUUUUGUGUAAAAGAAAAAAGAAGAUAGAAAGAAGCAAAAAAAGAAAUGAAAUAAAAGAAAAGAGAAAAGAAGAAAAAAAAAGCUAAAAAAGGAGAAGAAAAAAAGCGAGUGACACACAUAAAUACAUAUAUUUAAUUAUAUAAUAGUAAUUAUAAUUCCUAGUCUGUUAGAGUAACAUAUGUUCUUUAAGG